AUGGAUGGACGUCAACAGUAUGUCCCGGGCCCCCCGCCUUCCUCUCAAGGACAACACAUGAACCUGCCUCCGCCUCCGCCUCGACACCCACAAGCACAAACGUUGGUGCCACCUCCUCCUCCUGGCCCGCCUCCAGGGGCGACCUAUGCUCCGACAGGGUGGCAGCAAAACUGGGCCAGACCGGCGCUGAACCCAGGCUUCCCACCGCCGCCACCUCUCGCCCCCGCACCAAAUCAGCAUCUAACAUACGGUCGCCCACCAGCUCAGUUGUCGAUCGUUCCUCCGCGUCAUGAUCAUCAGCCUCUGACAUCCGCAACUUAUAUACCCGGGAACGAUACUAUUGGCGUCGGCAUUCCAGGGUUGUUCGACCCUCAUGGAAGAGCUCCAUAUGAUCCAUAUGCGCACACCAAUGCCGAGAGACAACGGUUGGGUCUCAGCCAAAUGCACGAUCACAUCAAUACUUCAAUCCCGUAUAAAACAGACCCAAACCUUCCGCAGACACCCGGGGGCCGCACUGUCUCUUCUCCAUACGCGCUUCAUGGCAACAUUCAUGAAUUAACGUCCAACGACAGUCCGCAGCAGCAGGCGACAGCCCAAAAUACCGAGCUUGUCAAAACUUCGAGUCAUCGUCACAAUAUCAGCGGUGCUUCUCUGGGUGGUCUAUCUCACAGCGAAGCUGCGAUCCAAUGGCCACUGGAUCGCGUGCUCCUCUGGCUUGCGAAGAAUGGAUUUUCCAACGAUUGGCAGGAAACAUUCAAAUCAUUGGAGCUCGAAGGGGCUGACUUCCUCGAGCUUGGCCACGGGUCCGGUGGGCGAGGAAAUCUUGGAAAAAUGCAUCAAGUGGUUUAUCCUCAAUUGUCAAAGGAGGUUGGCCGAAGUGGCAAGAAAUGGGAACCUGGCCGGGAACGAGAUGAAGGAAAGCGUAUGCGCAAACUCAUUCGUCAAAUCCAUGAUGGUUCGCAAGACUAUGCCGUUUCUACGCCACUGAAUCAGACGCAGCCGCCGGCGACUGCGUUUCCUGAAAACAGUGCGGCUUACUUUUCCAAUAAUUUCCCCGAGCCACGUUCUGCUGGCCCUAUCCCUGGUGUCAAUGAUGUGAGUCCGGAUCAUCUGAGUGCAUUGCACGCCUCCAAUCAGGGCCAGAAACCGACUGGGCAACGUUCUGUUACCAUGCCGGUCUCUGCUGGACACGAUUCGCCGAGAUAUAAUGACUCCCCGGCGCGAGAAAACUGGUUGCGUUCUGACCAUUUGCGGUCCGAGUAUACCCGCAAUGCCUUGUCGGGAAUGAACACCGACCAUCGACGCCAGAGUCCGUCCAUCGGCAGUGAAUCGGGCACUUUCCAGGGAUCAUCUCUUCGGCCCCAUGAAGAAAGCCCAAAGAGUGGCAGCCCGGCCAUGCAGCAUGCGUCGCCUGCUUAUGCAGGAGCAUUCUCUUCAUCCACUGGGGAUCUGACGUUGAGACAGUAUGAUCACUCUCGGGGCAAUAGCACCGACUCAAUCACUGGUUUCAGUCGGGGCGCCACAGCCCGGUACUAUGAAUCACGUAGACAAGGUCAAGAACUUGAAUCUCGCAGGCAAGGGCAAGAGGGUGCUCGUCCCUCGCCUCAAGAUGCCUCUGGUCGGCAGUGGAGUGACCAAACCUCGUCUUCGUACUCGAAAGAACAUAAAGGCUUCUUCUCUAAUAUUCUGAAGAAGAAGACAAAAGCUACAGCUUCCAAUCAGCCAUCUUCUGAUCAAGGGCACGAAGACUCGUCGCCUACCACGAGCCCGGAGACUCGCCCGAAUGAAGCCUAUCUCCCUUACAUAAAGCCUGCUUACAACUCCAGCGACAUGUCGGUCGGUGAGCGUCCAUCCACGGCGACCACAAAGGCGAAGAAAUGGAUAUUUGUCACCGCAGAUGGCUUGAACUUCCGGCUGAUUGACAUCACCGAUUUGGACUCUUUUGAUUCAUUGCGUAUGGGGAUCUGUCAAAGCCUGGCGGUCGACCCGGCCAGUGCUCAGAUUUACCUCACUCAGCCCGGGCAGAACGAGCAUGAGGACCCUCUAAGUGACGCAAACCUCGCACAGUCGCGUCGAAGCAAGUCAGAUGCAUACGGUUCUCUCAAGCUCUUUGUACGAGGGACUCCCAUGCUUCCUAUGCUAUCUAAUACCCCUCAAGUCGAUGGCCUGGGAGUUUCAUUCGCAGAAAAGCCCAAUAUGUCCCCCACGGCAACACAUCACCAGGUCCACAGGAAGCCCCUGGACGAGGAUGCCCUUAUGAGGCUAUCACCGCAUCGCACCAGGCCGGAAUCUCCAUUGUUGGGCUCUCGGCAAAAUACUCUCAAGCCUCCGACAGGGAAAGCAUCCCCGGCAGAGGCUGUACAGGACGCAAGCCAGGCUCUUGGGUCUGACAAAUCCGAUUUGCUCGCUCGCCACGAGGAGCAUCUCCGUGAAGUCGAACGUAAACAAAAACAAUAUUUGCAAUCCAAAACGCCACACUCUCAGCAGAAUAAGAAUGCCUACAGUGAAACCGGGUACAGGAGAAACGAAGUCAUUGACUUUGAUAGUCCUCGUAUCUCGCCUUACGAUGAAAAGAAGGGAGAUACGCUUGUACCACUUCGCAAACCUCCAACGGCGCCAAUAGAGUCCAACACUCUUACCAAGGUCAAUUCUCUCAGCAGGAGACCCACCACUCGUGAAUCUCGUGAACCUCGGAUGCAGCCGUCCUUGGGCGCUGCCAUUGCCAGCGUUGGCCGCAUUACAAGUGCCGUUGGCACACCAUUGCCUUCGGUACCAGCUGUAUCUCAGUCUCCAGCCAACGCUCAAGACAGUGCAAGCUCCGAGUCUGAUCGACCAGGAACAUUUGACUCUACUGGAACCUUUUCAAGUAGAACAACCCUCGGUCAGUAUAUGCAUGAUACAGCGCGGAUUGAUCAAUCUCCCGCUGACUAUCUUCCAGACUCUUCGAGGUCGCCUUCGAAGAUGGCCACAGAGCGCGAGAAACCACCUGUCUCGUUUGCCAGCCAGUCGCCCGAAAAGCCUGUUUCUGAAAACCCGCCGAGACCGGGCUUGCAAUCGCGCAAGUCGUUUGGUCCAGAGUUUGACUUUGAGGAGAAUCAAGUAUCCUUCCAGCGAACUCCUCAACAACAACAAGACUCGGAUGAUGACUCAGAUGAUGACUCGGACGAUGGCUUAUUCCAAGUCCGACCUUCAAGGGCCCAGGAAGAACAGAGACAAGCGCAAGCUGAGGCCGAAAAGAAGUCGGAGAGGCCGUCACUGACUGUGAACACAAAAGAUCAAUUACGAUCAAAAUUGUCUGUCAGAUUCAAAUCUCCGAGCACUGCCGGUCCCAGUUCCAGCGGAGAGGCAUCUGAUGGGAAGGAACCGGCUUCUAGUACCUGGGGACCAGUCUCACCUGAAGAUGAGAGGCCUGUACCACGGCGAGAGUCAUUUGCCCGAGAUAUCUGGGCAAGCAGACCUGCCGUCGAAGGCGUUAUCGACCACCUCGAUGACUUCUUCCCUGACGUUGAUCUUGACGCUCCCUACUUGGAUGAGCCCUCAUCGCCCAAUACCAAGGCUAUCGGCGAACAUGACGCAAGCCUCAAAGACAAAAAGGAAGCCCAGCCACCUAUUCCGCAUGCAACUCAUGCGCCUGGUACAGCUCCGGUGAGACCACCCGAACCUGUCAAUUUCGCUCGACAGAAACUUGCUCGUGGUGGCGGCGGUGGCGGCGGACUAUCUCGCAUGAAAUCCAUUCGACAGGUGGCCCAGGGAGCGAACCGGACAAACAGCAUUAGCAAUGCUGGUCCCCAAAGGUCGGGUGAUCUUCUGCGCCGAAAGAGUACCAAGAUGUUCGGCGCCAAAAUUAUGCAAAUCAGGCCCAAGCCAGGCACCCGGCUUAGCCAACUCGAUCCGAUUCCGCAAAACAGCACCCAACUGUCCAAUACCGGGCCUGUUCCUCAGCGACAACCCACUUUCCGCAUCAUUCGUGGUCAGCUCAUCGGCAAAGGUACUUACGGUCGCGUAUACCUAGGCAUGAACGCAGACAAUGGUGAAGUUUUGGCAGUCAAACUAGUCGAGAUCAACCCGCGAAUUGCAGGCGCAGACAAAGACCGCAUCAAGGAGAUGGUCGCCGCCCUAGAUCAGGAGAUUGACACGAUGCAGCACCUCGAACAUCCCAACAUCGUACAGUAUCUUGGAUGCGAGCGUGGCGAAUUCUCCAUCUCAAUUUACCUGGAGUAUAUCUCGGGUGGAUCUGUAGGCAGUUGUCUGCGCAAGCACGGCAAAUUCGAAGAAAGUGUUGUGAGAUCACUGACACGGCAAACCUUGGGCGGACUGGCAUACCUGCACGACAAGGGAAUCCUCCACCGUGACCUGAAAGCAGACAACAUCCUCCUGGAUCUCGAUGGCACGUGCAAGAUCUCCGACUUCGGUAUCUCCAAGAAAACAGACGACAUCUACGGCAACGACUCGUCCAAUUCCAUGCAGGGCUCCGUCUUCUGGAUGGCCCCGGAGGUCAUUCAGUCCCAGGGCCAGGGUUACAGUGCCAAGGUCGAUAUCUGGUCCCUUGGCUGUGUGGUGCUGGAGAUGUUCGCUGGCCGUCGACCUUGGAGCAAGGAGGAGGCCAUCGGUGCUAUAUUCAAACUCGGCAGUCUGAGCCAGGCUCCACCGAUUCCGGAUGAUGUUUCUAUGAACAUUAGUCCUGCGGCUCUUGCGUUCAUGUACGACUGCUUCACAAUUGACUCGGCUGAACGCCCUACUGCUGGCACUCUGCUCACCCGCCAUCCCUUCUGCGAGUCCGAUGCGAAUUACAACUUCCUAGAUACGGAGUUGUACGCCAAAAUUCGUCAUGUUCUUUAA
Penicillium concentricum is the source of this 4839-nucleotide messenger RNA. RefSeq lists its product as uncharacterized. Lineage: Eukaryota; Fungi; Ascomycota; Eurotiomycetes; Eurotiales; Aspergillaceae. Gene Ontology annotation, biological process: protein phosphorylation. The record is from RefSeq and is a predicted model, not a curated record. The transcript has 2 exons. Bases 1 to 4839 code for a protein of 1612 amino acids. Gene Ontology annotation, molecular function: protein kinase activity; ATP binding.